Molecule: messenger RNA, 1977 nt
Organism: Tigriopus californicus
Lineage: Eukaryota; Metazoa; Arthropoda; Copepoda; Harpacticoida; Harpacticidae
Product: zinc finger and BTB domain-containing protein 49-like
Exons: 1
Coding region: 1-1977 (658 amino acids)
Biological process (GO): regulation of transcription by RNA polymerase II
Cellular component (GO): nucleus
Molecular function (GO): DNA-binding transcription factor activity, RNA polymerase II-specific; RNA polymerase II cis-regulatory region sequence-specific DNA binding; protein binding
Source: RefSeq, a predicted model, not a curated record
AUGUCCAUGCGGGCGGGCAUGGGGUCCGUGGAGGCGCCCAAAGAAGAAAAGAAAGACGACCAGGACCACCCGCCCAUGCAGGCCCCAGGCCUGAAGACCGUCGAGACGCCCCCCGAGGAGGCGCGUCCUCGAGGACAACCUCCUGGCUGCUGCAGUAUCCUCUUGGGUCAAUACGGUCAGAUUCGGGGCCUCCUCAACGAAAUCGGCCGGAGGCGGGACCACCUAGACUUGAAGUUCGUCUGCGACAACGGCCGCAUGUCCGCCCACCAAUUCAUGUUGGGCGCCCAAUCCGCCUUCCUCCGCCAACUCAUGCUCGACACGCCGGCCCGCUGGCCCCACUCCGAGGUGACCCUCAUCCUGCCCGGAGUCCAACUCCACACCAUGAAGGUGGUGCUCAAGUUCUUGUACACGGGCCGUCUCUAUCUCACCCAACGGGACGUGCCCGCUGUCAAAGAGCUCUUGGAGAAUGUGCUCAAAAUCGACGCUCAAAUCACGUUACCCGAGGACCAUGAGGCCACCAGCCCAUGGGCGGGUCAGUCGGACACCAUGAGUUUUGACGACGAUCAGCCUGGAAGCGGGGGCGGAUCGAGGGGACCCUCCACCUCCCACGCCUCUUGCCCUUCAUCGGGUUGGGUCAACGACCGAAAGCGGACCUCGCCGGGUCAUGAGUCAAGGGGGUCGUCGGCCCCCAAGGACGGGGUAGCCCAGCAGGGGUGCGAGCAACGGGCAGGGUCGUUGAUCGAGGGUUACUCCGCCCCGUUAUCGCCACCGGAUUCAAGAACCACUUCCCCCGCCCCCCUGGUCGAUUGGGUGGAUCUAGCUGAUCGACCUCCAUCGCCCAAAAUCAAGAAGGUAGCGACGGCCAAGAAAUCGAGUAGCCGUCAGCCUAUGUCAGUCAAGAUAGCUAGCCCAGCCAUCCGCAUCCCCCAAGCACCCGUGAUUGUGGCCAAAAGCACGGGACGCCAAACCCUGGGGCGUUCAACUGGCUCGGUCCGUCCGGUUAUUCCCACGGCUCCACAGGUGGUGGCCAAAAAAUCCAGUCCUUCGGUGCAUCAUCCCCGUGCUCAAUCGUCAUUGCCCUCCACCCUAGAUCGUCUGCCGGUCGAGGUCGAGAUCAUCGAUGUCGACGACGACGACGAGAGGGAGGAGGAGCUAGUGCCCGUUCCCGGCCCUUCCAAUUGCUUGGAACCCACCUGGUCAGGCCAGGUCCAUGUCAACCGGGACGAGUUGCCGGAUAUUCCCUUAGGACCCCCGUCUGAUCCCCAUUGGUUACCGCCCUCCCAUUUGAAUCCCCCUGAGGAUAGUCCGCGCGGACUCACAUUAAAUCUAAAUUGUUUGCCUCCCCCGAUUCCGGUUCCGCCAGCGAAUGGCCUUGUGAUUCACCGUGGAAAGUGGGUGCACCAAUCGCACGUGGAGCGAUUGGCCCAACGGAAAAAGGCCAGCUCAACCGUCCGGAAGUAUGCGUAUAAACCUUUCGUGACCAUCAGUGGUCAAUCCAAAGCCACCACGGUCACGGCCAAUGCCUCGGAUGAGGUCGGAACUUUCCCUUGUCCACACGGCUGUGGUGCCAUCUUUGAACGGGAGCGAUCGUUGGACUCGCAUAUUCGCCGCAAUCAUCACCCGAAUCUCAAGGCCUCCUGUCCGGAAUGUGGUAAAGGCCUGUCCACGAGUAGCGCUCUCAAGAAGCAUCUCCUGUCCCAUCGGCCUGAAUCCGAUUGGCCCUACUUCUGUCCGCUUUGCUUCAAGAAAUUCCAGGCCAAAGGCGAUUUGCCCAAACAUUUCUUAACCCAGCGACAUCGAGACGAAGUGCCGCCCGUGGGCUCUCCCGAAUGGAUCGCUUUGAUCAACCAAGGGGUGUGCGUUCCUCAGAUGUCAGAUCUAAGGGCGAGAUCAGCUCGUCAGCGUCGUCCCAAACCAGGAUUCCUGUCACACCCGGAUCAAGGUGUGGAGAUUGUGGAGGAGAAAUUACCCCCAUGA